AUGGAUGAAUAUGGAUCCCAUAACCCCUCGUAUUACAAAAAUUCUAAUUCUAAAUCCAAGAAUUUCACGUUCUGGUCUUCUACUGAAGACAUAAGGCUAAUCACUGGAAUUCAUAAAUUCGGUCUGAAUAAUUUUAAGGCUGUUUCUUCAUAUGUCGGAAGUGGAAGAACAAGAAGUCAAUGCACACAGAGGUGGAACAGAUCUCUCUGUCCAUUAAUUAAUAAGAGUCAAUGGUCUCAAGAAGAAGAUUCUCUUCUUAUUUCAUCCGUGCAGCAAUUUGGAGAUCAUUCAUGGACCAAAGUUUCAAAUGUUUUGGUUGGAAGAACAGAUGUUCAAUGCAGAUAUAGAUACCAGCUUAUUUCAAAGAAAUUCCCAAGAGAUCUUGGUAUCCAACCCGAUGAAUUUAUGAUGAAGAUGAUACAAAAUCACGAGCAAAAGUCUUCUCCAGUUGAAUUUCAGUCUAAAGUUGAAUACAAUAAUAUAGUAAUGGAUUCCCUCAAUGACAGUAGCAGUUAUCCUGACCUGUUGGGAAUGCAAUAUUCUGGCUUCAUUGGAACACUUCAUUUGCUUGACCUUAUUAAGACAAAUAGUAUGGACCCUUCAAGUUUAUUCAUUUUGAGCUGA
Messenger RNA from Trichomonas vaginalis G3, 624 nucleotides. Its product is annotated as RNA polymerase II transcription regulator recruiting protein. The coding region runs from base 1 to 624 and encodes 207 amino acids. The transcript has a single exon. Lineage: Eukaryota; Parabasalia; Trichomonadida; Trichomonadidae. The record is from RefSeq and is a predicted model, not a curated record.